AUGUCAGGCCCUACUGUGCCUCCUGUUCCGCUUUCUUUUAUUGACGCGGUGUACGUCUCUAAAGUUGAAUGCCCUCUCCAUGACCACUACAUCAAUCCUCCGCAAAUAUGGUUUUCCUCCGGGGAAAGCCCUGUCUGGUCUUCAACGGGAAGCCCAACCAAAUUCACGCCUGUCGCCGUCUACAGAAACACCACCUUUCGUGUAGUACUCAUGGCAGCGUCUUUGGCACCCAUCAAAGCCCUCACGCCUCCUCUGACGCUUGUAGGGAAGUCAGGAGAAUGGACAGUCUUCAAUUCAGAAAAGAAACAAACGGUUGAAGACUUAGUUAAUGAUCUUGUUGUGGAUCAACCCAGCGUCAGUGGCACAGCCAAGCCUUUACCAUGGGGACUCAGUUCAAACGUCACCUGGAUACUGAGCGGAAACGACCCAAAGCAGCCUACCUAUACAUGCGAAAUUGAAGCUGAAGUCCACGUUUUCCCACCUAAUCUCCCUAAUUAUGUUGUUCGAGGUGGAAUCCCUGUGCGGCUUAUGUCGCUCAAAGCUUUGUGGCCCAGCUGGAUGAAUAGUGCAGCUACCGAUUGGGCUGCAUUUGUGGUUAACGCAAUAUUCAAUGACCCACUCCUGGAGUACGAGACAUGGAGCGGGUCUUCCAAGUACACAAGCGGAAUUAUUACAGGCCUCGCAUCAGAUCUUGCUAAUGACAGGGGCCUGGGGCUAUGGCUUGAUCUUUGGCUCACUGAUAUGCUGGAUCUCAAUAUGGUCAAGACACAGAUGAACUGCUAUGAUCUGGCAUGUCUUGUGCAAGUCUUGGUCUCUCUCGGUACCGACGCAGUGACUGGGAAGGGUCCGCGCGAAAUUCAUGAAGCCGUAUGGAUAUAUCAAAGACACCAAGCUCAUUGGGAGGAUUGA
Penicillium angulare is the source of this 909-nucleotide messenger RNA. RefSeq lists its product as uncharacterized. The coding region runs from base 1 to 909 and encodes 302 amino acids. The record is from RefSeq and is a predicted model, not a curated record. NCBI's taxonomy places the organism in Eukaryota, Fungi, Ascomycota, Eurotiomycetes, Eurotiales, Aspergillaceae. The transcript has a single exon.